Tigriopus californicus is the source of this 1102-nucleotide messenger RNA. RefSeq names its product 15-hydroxyprostaglandin dehydrogenase [NAD(+)]-like. Bases 112 to 1059 code for a protein of 315 amino acids. The transcript is spliced from 2 exons. Gene Ontology annotation, cellular component: cytoplasm. The record is from RefSeq and is a predicted model, not a curated record. Lineage: Eukaryota; Metazoa; Arthropoda; Copepoda; Harpacticoida; Harpacticidae. Gene Ontology annotation, molecular function: oxidoreductase activity, acting on the CH-OH group of donors, NAD or NADP as acceptor.
CGAAGAAAAAGGUGAAUCACACAUCAAUCUGAGGCUUAGUUAUGAGUCAGCCAAGCAAUAAAACGAUAAAAACGAAUUCCCGUAUUUGAGAUUAAAAAGCUCUCGCAGCACAUGUUGUCAGCGUCAAUCUUCAGAACAAUGUCGUUCAGCAACAAGGUCUUCAUUGUGACGGGAUCUGCUCGCGGAGUUGGCGCCGGCAUCGCCGAAAACAUCCUCCAAAAUGGAGGCAGGGUUACCAUAAGUGAUGUGUUGAACGAAGUUGGUUUAGCCACAACUGACCGAUUGGCGAAACUUUACGGCACGGAAAAGGUGACGUUCAUCCAUUGCGAUGUCACCAACCAGCAAUCCUUUGAGAGUCUCUGGUCUGAGACUGAGAAGAUCUUCGGAUCGCCGGUCCAGGUAUUGGUCAACAACGCUGGAGUCUUCCACAACGCUGGCUGGGAGAAAUGCAUCGACAUCAAUCUCAAGGGUCUGAUGAUUGGCAACUACUUGGCCCUGGAUCGCAUGGGCAAGACCAAAGGCCACGGACUGGGUGGCCAAGUCAUCAACGUAGCCUCAUUGGCCGGAUUUGUGGCAGGCUCGGACGCUAUCUCGUCGCCCUACUUUGCUUCCAAAGCGGGCGUGAUCUCCUUAACCAAAAGUAUUGGCAAUGACCUCACCCUGAGAACCGAAGGAGUUCGGGUCAAUGCCAUUUGCAUGGGGUACACUGAUACGGGAUUGUUCAAUAAAAACAAGCAACUCAAUGACCAGAUUCUGGAAGAAGUCGGCGGCACUAAGAACCUGCUGCCCGUAUCCAGGAUCGUAGAUGCCUUUCAGGUUUUGAUGAGCAAUGGCAAAGUCAAUGGCCGAUCUCUAUGUGUUAUGGCCAAUAUCCCCAUGUGGUACUAUCCUCGCCAUGAUAGACAAGAGAUUAUCUUCUGGGCCUGUGGUGCCAAAUUGUUCAAGCGACUAAGGCCCAAUGCUAUGGUGAUGGAACCUUGGCACCAAGCAGUGUUUUUCAUCGGCUUUCAGUUAUUCCUGUUCAUCGCUCUACAAACCCUGUGGAGGAUCUUCUUUUGAGUCUUUCAAAGAGUACAUACAGACAAAACAUUUAAAAUCAUUA